This is a messenger RNA of Phaethon lepturus (White-tailed tropicbird), 384 nucleotides long. RefSeq names its product histone H2A.V. Lineage: Eukaryota; Metazoa; Chordata; Aves; Phaethontiformes; Phaethontidae. The annotation marks the transcript as partial. Gene Ontology annotation, molecular function: structural constituent of chromatin; DNA binding; protein heterodimerization activity. The record is from RefSeq and is a predicted model, not a curated record. Gene Ontology annotation, cellular component: nucleosome. The transcript has 4 exons.
GCUGGUGGUAAGGCGGGGAAGGACAGUGGGAAGGCCAAGGCGAAGGCGGUGUCACGCUCACAGAGGGCCGGGCUGCAGUUCCCGGUGGGCCGGAUCCACAGACACUUGAAGACUCGCACCACCAGCCACGGGCGAGUGGGUGCCACAGCUGCCGUCUACAGCGCUGCCAUCCUUGAGUACCUCACUGCGGAGGUGCUGGAGCUGGCGGGCAACGCUUCAAAGGAUCUCAAAGUCAAGCGGAUCACUCCCCGCCACUUGCAGCUGGCGAUCCGCGGCGAUGAAGAGUUGGAUUCCCUGAUCAAAGCCACCAUUGCCGGUGGAGGUGUUAUCCCCCACAUCCACAAGUCUCUGAUCGGAAAGAAGGGACAACAAAAAACGGCGUAG